AUGGAUGCUGGCAAGAUGGAUGAGCUUGAGAAGGAGGCCCAGAGAGUCAUGGAGAUUCAUGGAAUCGGUGCCAGCAAAGCUCCGGUGCAACCUGCCGCGGCUGAGCUCUUCGAAGCCUUCAAAUGCCGGAAAGAAACGACGAGUGUGGGACUGGGCGUGGAGAACCACUUCUAUUCUGGGUUUCAACAUUCUCAAGUUGACUGGUCAAGGCCAGUUCAUGGAAUUCUGGUGGAUUUCAAGGGGGACAGCAUGCAGAUUGGGAUGCUUUUGGAGCGCCUGGAAUUGUGCCAAGAACAGUAUAUUUUCAUAGGAGCUCCACCGCCUUUCAAUGGUGGGUGGCACUUUACUGCAUUGAAUGAUUUUGAGCACGUCGCAGAGCAGAAAGGACUCGACCCAGGUUGGGAAGGGUUUCGUAUAUGGCAUCGAGUGAACUACGUUCCGUCUUCAACUGAGGAAGGCAUGCCGGCAUUAGUCCCGAGGGAACAGUUUGAUCCCAAAAGCAAGCAUGCUGGCUCAAUUCCGAUUGGAGAUAAGUUCAAGCUGGCCACAAUCUUUUUGACAGGUGGCCUGAUGCCACACACUCUGAACGCAACACUAAUGGCAGACAACGGUGAUGCUGCGCAAGUUGUCAAGAAGCAUGUUGAGCUUGGCACGCGAUUUGCGACCAUUGGCCAUGGAUUGGAUGUGAUUCUGGCGAUAGGAGAGGAGAGGUCGAUCUUUUCUGGAUUUCAGGCUGCUGUCUUUCCAAAACAAGAGCAUCUCUUGGCCAUCAACGGUUUGGUGCCCCCAGCAGAUGGAGCAAAAGUGUGCAGCUUUGCUUCGAAAGGGGUGGAAUUGGUGUCGGCCAGCUACUGGGGGAAGGACACAGCGGAGCCGUUCUUCGCCGCUGUCGGCUUAGCAGCCGGAAUGGACAGCAGCUUCUCCAGCUCUGGACGAGUCCAGAGAUUGGGCAGUUCCGAGACGGCCUUCUGUUUCGAUGCAUCGAAGCUGGACGGCAUGUCCGGGAGCCUCCUCGGCGGAGAUGCUUCGGCCCCGCGGGUCGCUUUUCUGGUGGACGACGUGGCAGAUCCCAUCGAGGCCUACACCAUCGUCGACCACCUGGUCAACGUGAAGUUCAACGUUCACCUCAUCAGCCGCAGUGCCACUGAAACAGGGGCCAGCAUUAGACAAGUUCAAUCAGAAACCGUAUGGGGUAAUGCCAUGUAUGCACUGAAAGACUGCUGCUGCCUGCUGCCGACUACGCCAGCCAAUCUGGUGGACAAAUCAAUACAGUUUGAUGGAGUUUUUGUAGCAGGUGGCCAAUGUCCAUACUACAUGAUGCAAGAUCCUGCAGUGACGGCAAUCCUGGACUCCGCGCUCUUUGCAGCCGCAGUCUGCCAUGGGCCUGAAGCAUUGAUUGGUUCGAAGUGGCUUCAUCCACCCGAUGGAAAGGUCGGACCUUUCAUCUCAUACUAUGGAGCAUGGAUGAGCUUUCGCGAUGUUCACGGCUAUGAGCGCAGAAAGCCCGGAGAGAUUUGCGAAGAUGCAUCUUCCCGGCUCUUUACCGGAAAUGCACCCAACUCUACGAAGGCUCUGGUUAUUCGAGCGUGCGAAGCUAUCUCCGCAUCCAAAGCAUGA
Messenger RNA from Symbiodinium sp. CCMP2592, 1617 nucleotides. The record is from the annotation of a GenBank genome assembly. NCBI's taxonomy places the organism in Eukaryota, Dinophyceae, Suessiales, Symbiodiniaceae.